AUGAAAAUCCUCACAGCAGAAGAAAUCGAAGCCCACCACUACCACACGCUUUCCGGCGGUGUGAAAGGAGCCGUGGCCGGAGUGAUCAUCUCAGGUCUGAUUUUCAAGCUGGCUCCCAUGAGAUUCCCAAAAUUCCGUCCAGCUAAAAUGCCCUGGUCGCUGAAGACCGCAAUGUUCAUUACACCACCAACACUGCUGACUUCGAUCUGCGCAGAAGAGGCUUCCACUGCGUUCGAACAGCAGAUGUACGGCUCUAAUGCCACCACCAACGCAGCAGUCGAAGAACACCGUCGUUGGAAACAGCUGCCUCUGUCUGAAAAAUUGAUCGAAGGUGCCUCCGCCAACAAGUACAAAAUCAUCGUGGCAGCUUGGGCAGCCUCGCUCUACGGGUCCUGGAAACUGGUGGACCGCGACCCAAUCAUGACUAAAACGCAAAAGGCAGUGCAGGCCCGUAUGUACGCCCAGACUGUGACCGUUAUGCUACUGCUGGGCUCGAUCGGUUUGUCCAUGUACGAGGAAAAACAGCAUCCGGAUGCCCGUAAACUUGAGGAGUCUCGUCGAUGGGAAAAAGCACUGGAACGUGCUGAAGAAGAGGAGGCAAACUUGAAGCAGUCCGGUCACCGUACCAACGAAGACCGUGUCAAUGCCAAAAUCUUCAAGUAA
Messenger RNA from Lachancea sp. 'fantastica', 663 nucleotides. Lineage: Eukaryota; Fungi; Ascomycota; Saccharomycetes; Saccharomycetales; Saccharomycetaceae. The record is from the annotation of a GenBank genome assembly.